AGAAUAUAUAGAGAGAGCUCUCAUAAAAACACCUACAAACUAUUUCAUUUGAAAUUAAAAUGUACAAGCAUAACCAUUUAUAUUUAAAAAGUACAUCAUCAAAUAUAAUUAACACAACAAUCUCAUAUUUAGAAAGUGAGUUGGUUUACAAAAUAUGGCAAUGUGUGAAUUUUUUAAUGAUUUUGAAAAAUUAGAAGUGAUUUUAUUUUAGUUAAAUGUAAUGUUGCUAUUAGUCUUUGUUUAGAAGUUGUCACCUUUUGUUAAAGGAGACACAUAGAGGUGAUGUAUAAUUUUAUUAAACUUCUAACUGUGUUUCACAACAAUACAUUAGUGUAUGUACGCUCCUCCUUUACUUGUUAAAUUAAUAUGAUUGUAAUAGCAUUGGACAUUUACACGAACGCGAUGGCGCGUUACUAAACUAGUUUAAUAAUAAGCACGGUCAAGAGUUAUUCAAGGAUCCUGGAAUCAUGAUCAUGGAAUAACCGAUACUUGACUUACUUCCCAUUGGUAUGAUUAUAUCGUUUUUUCUGAUUUCUAAAAGAGUAGUGGGCUGCUCAUCAUUAAUCCUCCUGAAGCCAUAAAUAUACCUGUCAAAAGGAGAGCACGAACUCCUUAAUUUUUCUUCUCUUCUACUUGCUCACAAAAUAUUACAACAGAGAGGCAUUUUCCUCUGCUUUAUCCAUACGUGUUCUUGUCUAAAGGAGUGUCCUUUUCUUUUCAAUGGGAAAAGUUAAGAUCUGCAAAGUUCAUAAUCUAUAAUUCAUUCUUUUCGAGCUCAUUACUUCUUAAGGCAUUUUGGGCAACGAUCCAAGGUUUCAGUCAAGAUAGCUACAAAUCUGAAACGUGGUAGGAUUAUCCUGGGAGCGAGCUAGCCAGACCCGUCCGAAUAGCUAUCGGGAUACGGGGGCUAUCUUUCUUCAAGGCCAGUCCGUUUUAACGGGCGAUCCUGCGAUAAGUUUUCUUAUCCUUACUUUUUAUUUAUUUUGACUUAUUCUAAUUAUUAUUAUUAUUAUUAUUAUUAUUAUUAUUAUUAUUAUUAUUAUUAUUAUUAUUAUUAUUAUUAUUAUUAUUAUUAUUAUUAUUAUUAUUAUUAUUUUGUUCUUGCAUCUGGUGGUUUGUCUAGUGAUGUGUUCAAACUCGGGAUUUUUAUCUGGUUAAACUCGCAUUUUAAUAUCAUUUUCUAACAAUCUUGAAGAAAGAUAUUAUUUCUCGAGUUUUGAAAAAUCCAAAAAUGGCAAACUUGGAAAGUGCUGUUAACAAUGAAACUGUUGGUUUAGAGAAUGCUUUUGUCGCCCCUGAAAAUGACAAUUCUGUGUUUGUCACUAAUUCACAAGGCACACCUGAAUAUAUUGCUACGGGCUCGCACAGGGUGGAUUUAACCGGGAUGCCCGAAAAAUUUUCUGGGCAUUUUUUCAAGCGUUGGCAACAACGCAUGAAAAUUUGGUUAAUCACCAAGGGCUUGCUUUCAAUGAUUAUGACGGUGUGUCCUCCGGUUGUCGAAUCUGAUCCCAAAAGUCUUGAACGUCAUGGACUUUGGCUUGAGAGGGACGAAAUUGCAAAAGACAUGAUUCUCAUGGGUUUAUCCGACAUGUUAUCUGAUGUCUAUUGCACCCUCCAUGGGACGACCAAAGACCUUUGGGAUGAGUUAGAUAGAAAAUAUAAUACUGAUGACCACGAUCUUGAAAAAUAUAUUGUUUCUAAAUUCUUACGAUUUGACAUGAAAGAAGGAAAAUUGGUUUUAGAACAGACACAAGAAUUUGAGCUUAUCUUACAUUCUCUUCGUGAAGCGGACAUGGAAUUGCCUGAAAAAAUUUAAAGUGAUGGCGGUGAUAGAAAAAUUUCCCAAAUCAUGAGAAGAUUUUGGCAUGACUUUAAAACAUAAAAUGAAAAAGAUCACGUGGAAAUCUUUGAUGCAUUCCAUUACUGUUGAGGAGGAACAUAAGAAAGCGGGUUAUAUUGCACCUGUUGAAUUUCAACCGAAGGUUCAUGUUAUAACUGGGGGAAAGCAAGCACAUAACUCUAAAAAUAAGCAACCAUCAUCUAUUAAACAAAUAAAGGCCAAAUUAAACAUUGCAAAGAAACCAAAGGCAAACCGACCAUGCUGGAACUGUGGACAGAUGGGGCAUUGGGCCAAAUUAUGUCCAAAUAAAAAGGCCAAGGCUCAAUCUGGGGAACCUCAAGUCAACAUGGUGACUGGAGGGACUAGUUCUAAUGGUUGGAAGAACACUGAUGAUGGAGAACACAAGUGCUGCAAGUGUGCAAGGAAUUGGAAAAGUAGAAAUAAAAUUCUCUUCAGGAAAAAUUCUAUCUUUGCAUGGAGUGCAUCACGUUCCCGAAAUUAGAAGGAACAUCGUUAGUGGUUUCAUUCUAGUUAGGGAGGGUUAUGAGUUGUCUUUUAAAUUAAAUAAAGUUGUAAUUUUAUUUGGUGGAACUUUUAUUGGCAAGGGUUACUUGUCUGAUGGACUUUUUAAAGUUAUGGUUGAUUAUUUAGAAUUAAAUUAUGUAUCUGAGAAUUGUGAUUCUCAACUUUAUGACAUUAUCGUUUGGGUCACGUUAAUUUAGAUUCUGUGAAAAGAAUGAUGAAUUUAAA
Molecule: messenger RNA, 2590 nt
Organism: Cuscuta epithymum
Lineage: Eukaryota; Viridiplantae; Streptophyta; Magnoliopsida; Solanales; Convolvulaceae
Source: the annotation of a GenBank genome assembly